This is a messenger RNA of Zeugodacus cucurbitae (melon fly), 16496 nucleotides long. RefSeq lists its product as uncharacterized. The coding region runs from base 3357 to 14993 and encodes 3878 amino acids. Gene Ontology annotation, biological process: regulation of transcription by RNA polymerase II. The record is from RefSeq and is a predicted model, not a curated record. Gene Ontology annotation, molecular function: RNA polymerase II cis-regulatory region sequence-specific DNA binding; DNA-binding transcription factor activity, RNA polymerase II-specific. Gene Ontology annotation, cellular component: nucleus. The transcript has 7 exons. Lineage: Eukaryota; Metazoa; Arthropoda; Insecta; Diptera; Tephritidae.
UCGUUUUCACAAACGGCACACCCAUCCAUAUUAAGAAGAAAAAAAUACCAUCCACUUACAAUCCAUUCGCUAUCUAUCAAUUUUGCUUUUGUGCCUUUCAUUUUAUGUUCUGCCGUGGCGUAGUGUGGUGUGUUUUUCUUCGUUCAUUCGGUGUUUAGUUCGUGUGAGAGUGAAUGUUCAUACAUUUAGUGAAGUUAUUUAUAGAAUUUUGAUUAUUUAAUAUAAAGUGUCUAUACACGUAAGUGUUUUAAACAGGUGCUAAGUUAAAUGCAUUAUAUUGUGUCUUUAAAAUUUCGCAUAUUAUUAUUGCUUGUUAAUAUGUUAAUAUGUGUGUGAAAUUGAAUAGUGCCUUUGGUAAAAGUGUUGCCACAUGAUCGUUUCGUUAAAUGUAAUUUAAAUAUCGAAUUUAAUAUAAAAUGCUGUUAUAUAGAUUAGUUAUAAAACUUUACUUUUUUAUUAUUCAGUGGUAAUACAAUUCGGUGUAUAAUAAAACAAAUAUUUGCAUGUGUACAUAAAAAUAAUGUGCAAAGAUAAGAGGAUCCGAUCCGUCACAAUUCGCAAGUAAAGUGAAUGAAUUUCUUUGUAACCAAGUGCGCGUAAAUAAUUAAAAAAAAAAUAGAAAAUUCAAGUUUGAACAAUAUUAGCCAAUUUAUAUGUACAUAUAUGUACAUAAAUUAUAUUCAUUAUCUCAAUUUGUUGAUAGACGUUCAUUUGAAAGCUAAUAUCUGCGCUGACCCCAACAGUCAUGAAUUCUAAUUUCUAAGUAUAGAUUUAAAGAAAUGGCGCUUUCUAAGAAAUUUCGUUGAUAAUUUUUGUGUUUAGUGAAUUCGAAACAUCUAUACAUAUAUUUUAAUUAAAAUUCAUAUGUAUACUAUACUAUCUCCGUAUUUAUCACAUCUCACAUUAUCACAGCAACCAACUUCAAGCUGUAGUACGCUGUCAAAAUUAAGUAUUCUAUUCGCAUGACGCUGGUUCUCUCGUUUUCGGUGUCGUGGUUUAUUGCGAUUUGCCAUUAAAAUACACGGGAUUCUUAUGAAAACAAAAUAAAAAAAGCAAAAUCUCAUAUUGAUGAAUUAAAGCGAAAAAAAAUCGUAAUAUUUUAAGAGUUUCACAAAACACAAAACAUUUGAAGUCAGAUUUGAUUAAGUGCUUACAUAAAAUCUAAAUAAUAUUUAUGUACACUUAAAUAUGUAGAUUUUUAUACUCUCGCAACAACGUUGCUAAGAGAGUUUUAUAGUUUUGUUCACAUAACGGUUGUUUGUAAGCCAUAAAACUAAACGAGUUAGAUAUAGGGUUAUAUAUAUCAAAAUGAUCAGGAUGAUGAGACGAGUUGCAAUCCGAAUUCGAUUCUGAUCUUGACGAAUGUUCCUUGAGAUCGUGGGAGAGUUGCUAUAUUUAUAAAAAAUUCGUUAAUUUUCCUUCCAAUGAAAUAAAAUUCAUCUAAUAAUUUGUUAGUUUUAUCCCAUGAAAAGAUAGUGACACAACUGAUUCGAAUAUUAGUUUUGCUUAUACAUAUUCGAAAAGGUGAAAAUCCAUUCAAAUUCUGAGACACCAUCGAAAAUCAGUAUGGGUUUGGCAUUUCGACAACUAUAUACAUCUGUCUUUCACAACAACCCUGAUUACUAGUACCCAGCUUAAUUACUAUAGACCAGCUACUAUACAAUAGACGUCAUACAUAAUAGGUUAUGUUAGGUUAAAGUAGUAGGCCAAUACGACACACAUAGACCUAUUUAGGUCCUUUGCGAUACCAGAUGGAGUGCCGUCACGUUGUCCACGAGGAGUAGUCAUCCUUUAGGAUGUCUGCGCUUGACGCGAAUUUUAAAAGCAUUUUGGCUUCACUUUCGAUACCUCUUCCAGAUUCUCAUAUUGUGAGGCCCCCAAGUAGCGAAGUCGUUGCCUUGACAAUGCAGGGUAGGUGCACAGAAGAUGCUUCAUUGUUUCUAUUCUAUUCUAUACAUAAUAGAGGUGUACAGAUAUUAUAUUUCUCAGUACACGUAGUCAGUGCGGGUAAUACAGUCAAAAUCGCAACAAAAUAUUUUACUAAAAUUAAAAUAGAGACUAACAACAGUAGCUGCAGCAGGAUGUUAAAACCAUACAUCGAUGUUGGGGUAUCUCCAUUUGUCGCAACAAUAAUGAGUUAAAUUUUUUUGGAACUUAAUAAAACAAAUUCGAGUAAUUUUUAAAAUUUCUUUCAAAUUUUAAGAAACAUUGCAAAAAAGAUCAACAAUAUGCCGCUGCUGUGUUGUGAAUAACUAUGUACUUAAUAGUUUGUGAAAUACCUCAAAUCAGUUUCUAUGCUGAUAGGUGUGAAUAUGUGACUACAUGCCUAGAUUUUCUAAAUUGUGUUGACUAUUCGCAAUUUUAUUUUUUUUUCAGUAAACCAACAAUUUAUCAAUUAGCAUAUCGUUAUUAAAACACGACAAAUACCACCCUGCUGACCUUUUAUUCUAGUGUAACGCUCAUAUUCAGCGAUAAUUGUUAAACGCUUGGUGUGAAUAAUUGCCCUUAUAGAUAGCUAUAUAAUUUGUAUAUUUAAUCACGUCAAUGAAGAGUUAUGUAGCUUGUGAUAUAGACACGAUUUGUUGCGAUUAGUAAUUACGCAUCCAAAUCGUUAUUGUUGUGCCUACUUUAUAAGUAUUUGGCAGUGACAAAGAAUAAUUUUAAGCACAACUUUGUUGUUGCAAGCUUCGUUCAGCAGAACAUACAGAUUGUAUAUACUUCUAUCUCGUGGCCUGAGCAUAUAAUAAUUACGUUUUGUCUCUCGCGAAUACCACAACAACACCGCCACUACAUUUUGCUUACGUAAGCAUUUUAGUAUUUAGUAUUUUCUAUUUUCAUUUCCUUUUUUUUUUGUUGGCUGCUACAGCGAAAUUUGGCUGCACAGUUCUUUGUUUCCAGUUCUAAAAAAUAUUUGCGGUGACCUUUCCUGUUUGUUGUACUCUCAUAUUUUUUUUUGUAAGUCGACAUGCAAAAACUCAAUAACUGUGUGUGUGUGUGGUUGUAUAUGCAUGUUUGUAUUUUAGUGCGAAAAUAAUGUAGCGCCUGCCGCUGAACGUCUAUACUCCACAGCUGCCAACUAACGACUGACUAGCGCACACUGUGUGUAAAUGCUAUUUAGCGCUUCGUUGUUCUUAUAUGCAUUUAUAUAGGUGUGUAUGUAUACAUGCUCGUGCAUACAUAUAGCUUGUAUGUGGUACGUGGUUCCACAAAGUUCAGUCUUUACUACUUUUGCCUUCGUUUUUAUUAUUUCUUCAUUUUGAUGUUCGUACGGUACGGUUUAGCAGCGUUCGCGUGUCAGGAAAAGCCAAAUGAAUUUCUUACUUUAAAUAUUCAAUUUUAUAAUUCCUAUAUAAAAAAUGGCUGAUUUUGAUAAAAAAUUUAAAGAAAUGCAGAAAUUUCUGCCAUUUCUACAAAAUGUCAUCGAAAAAUUGCGUAGCAGCACCGAACAAAGUGAUGAUAAUCCGCGCAAGGAGCAAUUGAAAAAAAUGGAGGUGCUACACGAUCUACUAAAGAGUAAUGGCAAAAAAUUAAAAAUGGAGACUUUACAAAAAUGCGAGGCAUUAUUAAUAAAACUGCAUAGCAAAAUGGAAAGGAGUGAAAAUGAGACUUCCAAACCAACUAAUCAAACUUCCAACUUAAUAUACAAAACAACAACAAAGUCAAAUACAGAAGUGCCAAGUGAUAAAAAUACAACAGUGUAUAGUGUUGAUAUUGUUGAUAUAACGGGGCCAGAGAGUCCACCACCACAGCCAUUGGAGGAGGUGCCACCUGUAGAAAUACCUACAGAAAGGCGUUGCUCACCAAUGCCCGAUGUAAAAUCGUCAAGAACGGAACGUGAUAAACAUAAACAUAUUGCACAUAAGAAUGAACGCAAUUACAAACAACAUAGUAGUCAGCAACAACCAGAACGUCAUCACCAUCAUACUCAAGCACUAAAUCAUAAUAGAAGUGUUGAAAAAACUAAAAUUAAUACAAAUGACUCAUCACAGAUUUUCAAUAGACGCAGUGUUGUUAGCGCGGAAAUUGCGACUGAUACAGCAAAUAAAUACCCAUUCGAUCCGCUAAGAAAUCGUGAUCCACGCGCAUCGAAUGCCUUUACACAUGAAAUAUAUUCUCCCGAAGAAUGUUGGGAUAACCCUUCAAGUGGCAAACGUACAGCUACUAAUGCAAACCACACUGCGGUUUCAACCGAUCUCGCUACCGCCAAAAGUUUGCGUGAUCAGACAUAUCACGAUACGAUAUUUAAUUUUAAGAAAAGUCUGCCGAAAACAGCUGAAAUGUUUUCACGUGUACGCAAUCUGGAACAGCCAACGGCUGGCUCCAACAGAACCGCAGCUAUUUCAAUGCCCGUCAAAGUGCCUACUAUACCGGAUGUGUUGAAAAGUCCACCAUUGUCGGCUAGCGAUAUCUCAGAUUUGCUGAAAGAAAGUGGUGGAAAAGUUGUACCAAGUAUCUCAGAGAUCGGUAUACGACGUCCAGCUAAAGACACAGUUUCUAAUAAUAUCGGUACAACCGUCCAACAAAUAUCACCCAUGGAAGCAGCAACAUUGGAUCAGGUGCGCAAAAAAUUUGCAAUUGUUACAAAAAGUUCACCACAAUUACGAGACAGUCCUGAUGUGUUAAAAUCGCCGUUGACAUCUUCACCUAAAGAUAUACCAACAUCCUUGCCAAAAGAACGUAUAGCUUUAAAAUACAAUCCACACCCACGGACGGAACGAAAUACACAACCGAUCGGAAGUAGCAGCAGUAGUGCCAGCGUUACGCAUGUUGCACAGCCCAUUGAUCCACGUCUAACUCAUAGGCGCUUGAGUAUUGCUGGGAAUAAUUUGUCAACGGGCAGUACGUCAAAUGCACUGAACUCAGCUGCGCCACAUGAUCCCAGACUACGGAAUGUUGCUGCCAGCACUACGACUUCCGGUCUAUAUAAACCCACUUCUCUGUCUAUUAACACUAAUGCGACCAACAAGCCGCCACUAAAACAGCCCCACAUACCAAGUUUAUUAGACGUUAAGGUGGCGGAUCCACGCAAAUCGUACAAUGCAAAUUUCACAAAUACAACAAUGGUUCCAAGGCAACACGUGGGAAAUAAUAUGCCAGCAAAUCAAACACAAGCGGCAAUAUUUUCCAGAAGAGAUUUCCCUAUAAAGACAACGGCGCCUGUUGUGGAACGGCCCACGGUACAGAAGAGCAAAAGUGGUUAUAGCAGUGAAGAGAACUGGGACUCUGAUCCGGAAACGCCUGCUGUACCAAAAGUUGUAACACAGCCAUCGCAGCCUACACAAAAUCAACCAUUUACAGAACCUGUAAAGGCAAGGGACGGACAUACGGAUGCAGGUUUUCGAUCCGUGAAACCACCAUUGUUACCUACACCGACAUUCGGACGUCCAAUAGGUGGAAAUGGCUCAAAACCAACACACCAUGUAAACCCGCAUUUUCCAAACCCACAACAUUCCCAAAGUGUGCCACAAUAUUCCAAUAAUUGUAAGUUUAGCGCGUUGUUAAAUGAUAAAACCGAGCGUUCUAAAUAUUUUGAGUCGAAGAAACAAAAGCAAAGCGAACCACGUACUUAUAUGGAACAUAGAAAGGCGAAGGCGCGUGCGGCCGCAGAAGAUGCGGCCAGGAAAGCCGCCGCCAUAGAGACGACAAAGACUCCUACCAAGGAUAUUGGUGAAGUGAGUGAUGUGGAUAGCAGUGUGUUGGCGAAGCUCUCCGAACAUCCGCCUGUCGCCUCAACAUUGGACAAACUAUAUCGUAGCACCGACUUUACUAGCUGUGAAUUUCCCAAAGCCAAAACUAGUUUUAAAAUACCAAAGAAGCCUGCAGAAAAAACGAUAGAGAAACCCGUAGCAGAACCCAAAGUUGUUGUGGAGAAUAAGGAAGAUGUUAAGGAAACACAAAAAGAGCCUUUAAAGGACACUUCAACUACAAUACAAGACGAUACGAAGAAAACAGAAGAGAAGAUGCCAGAACCAAAGAAAAUACAAGAGGGUACCAGCGAAAAACAGCAGGGAAAGAAAAAUAACAAUAAAGAAAGUGCUAAAAAAGUAUGUGUGGAUACAAAAAAUAAGAGUAGUGAAAAUGUGAAGAAGAAACCUGUAAGUAAGGGUGGUGUGCAAAGCAAAUCGCAAGCAACAUUAAAUACAGAUGUUACAAAGAUCCAAAAUAAGUGUAAUAAAUCCGAGGAAGUGGUAGAAAAUAACAUCACUAAGACAGUGAAAGAAAUGGGUUUGAGUAUUAAGAUUUCACCAAACAGUGCCGAUUCUUCCAAAGAACAAGCAAAUAACACAACGGAACCGAAGCAAAGCAAUGAGACUCAAAAGACUGUUGAGGAUAAUCCCAUACUGGAAUCAGCCACUGAUAAAAGUGAUAUCGAGAAGAGUGGUGCAGAGAACUUGGUUUCAGAGAGUCCAGCAAAAGACGAGUGUAAUGAAACAAAAUCUAUGCCAACAAAGGAGGUCGAUUGUAAAAGCCUGUCAACAGCUAUGUUUUUAAAGAAGCUACAAGGUAUCGGGAAACCUGCGCGGAUUCUACAGCGCCGUAACACCAUGAUGGUUCGUGGUAGUUUACCAGAAGUGGACAAAGAAAAAAUCUUUCCGAUAAAAUCAUUAGUGUACGAAGACAUUCAAGGUGCUAAAGAAGAAGAACUACGGAAGGAAAUUGCUAAAAUGCCCAAAAUGAACAAGAGUCUUGCUGAGAUGUUUCAAAAAACCGAUGAUAAUUGUAAGGUUUCAACACAAAACAUUAUUUCGGGUAAACGUCGCACACGCACGAAUGUGAAUUUCAAUGAAGUCCAGCGUUCGUUGGAAAUAUUUAAUCACAAACGACGUAGUGAGCCGUUAAAACAGCCAGUGGAGAAGGCGUCACCCGUAACAAUAAAGAAGAAGGUCUCCCCCAAAGGCAAGAAAGGUGCAAAAGGCAAGGCGAAGAAUGACACAAGCGUCGAUACUACGUGUGAAGAAGAGUUAGUUAAAACUGAGAAUAUAGAACAAGUGACUGCAACGAAGACAGAAAAGAAACCAACAAAACGUAGAAGUGCCAAGGUUAUAAAAUGGGAAGAAGCUUUAGAAUCGCCUGAACCUAAUAAAGCAGAUGCCGACAAUGAAGCGGCAAGCAUAGAAACGAACGAGGAAACUGUAGAUAAAAUAGUACAAGUUGAAGAAGCGACGACGACGACAGUUGUAGUAGAGAAGUCGGUUAAGCCCAUCAGCAGAAUUGACGCUCUAAUGGAUGAGGAUGCACAGAAACGUCUUUUGUUGGAGAGUUUUGUGCAUGAUAUACUAAAUCCCAAAAAGGACAAAGCGCAAAUCUUCAGUUUGCUAUCACAAAUACUUAGCGAGGAUAACCUAAAAUUUGUAAAAGAAAUCGUAGACAGUGCAGCCGAUAAGACUGCAACACAAAACGAAGAAGUUAACGAGGAGGUAGCCGAAGAAGAAAACAAUAAAUCGCCAAGCGUUGAAGCACUUAAUGUGAACAAUGCCGAGGAAAAAACAAUAAAAAACGACAACACAGCAGCUGUGUGUGCUCCAAAACCGAUUAAAAGUAAAGGGAAGUGGAAAGGAAGGAAGAACGAAUUAGAUCGUCUAAACGAAGAUAUACGAACUAUGUUCAUCAGUCAAGGUGUGCUGACAGCCACCGGUCGACGUAUGUGCACUUUAGUCGCUGCAGCCGAAGAAGCAAACAAAACAGAUGCCAAUACCGAUAAAAACGCGACGCCACACGAAGUGGCGGAGGCCGAAGUGAUAUGUAAAUCACCAGCUGCACAAGCCGAGCCUGAAAUACCAACAGUACGGCGUUUACGUAAAGCUAAAGUCUUGCUAAAGCAUAUUGAUUUCAAAGAAAUUAAAAAAUCUGCAGACAUUGCUGAAACUGAAAUGGAUGAAGUAAGUGCCGAUAAGUCACCACCACGAAAAAUGCCUAUACUCAAACCGCACACGCCAAUAAAGCAAUCGGAUAUAGAGGAUGAGAUCAGUGAAUUAGCUGAGAGACCAGCAGCUAAAAGAAUUAAAUUAGAUACGGACGUGAAGAGAGUACACACACGCCCUGGUCCGAAAUGUAGUAAAAAACAACCGAUUGCCAUAUCAUCGGAUGAUGACGUAACUGAUGCUGAUGAUAACAGCAGCGAUAAUAAAGUUAUGCUGCCGGCUUUGAUGGCAACUAAAAAGAAGUCAAUUGUUAAGAAUACAAAUAAGGAAUGGCAUUCGCAAUCCAAGUGGGCGCAGUGGUGUGUGCUGUGUGACAUCAAAAUUACGCAACCGGCCACACAUUACAUGCGCUCGCAUGGUGAAUUCUAUGCCGCACGUUUGGCGCCUAAUAUAUUGGAAAAACUUAAAGUCGGUGAAAUGAACAAGCCUUACUUCAGUGUAUUAAGUAAGAAAGUAACAACCUGGUUCUAUCGUUGUCCAUUUUGUUUGCAAUAUAAACGCAUGCAAUGGCAGGGUUGGUUGAAGCACCUAAUAAUGCAUACCGGUGAAUACAAUUUUGAGUGUAGUAAAUGUCAACGACCAGCAGCUAUGGCUUGUCAACUGGAAUAUCAUGUCAAACACAAAUGCCUAGGCGCAACAGUUGUGCGCAAGAAUGCGAUACCAUUUGAUACGGAGCUACGUGCGCAUGUGUGUCAUCGUUGUCAUUUCAUACAGUUGAUUAGAGAGAAUAUGGAUAAACAUUUCGUACAGCAACAUGGUAUCGCCAAAACGAGAGCUACCAAAAUGGGUUUUACAAUUGUACUCUUUGAUACUACAGAUGUACAACUAAUCGAAAACUCGAGAACGUUGGAGUUGGAAACGAAAAUAAUCAACGAAGGUUUAGAGACGAUCGAUAUCGUGGAGAAUGCAACUGCGGCAGAAACCAAAAGUAAAGAUGAAAGUAUCGAUAGCGAUGAUAUACCGAUUGCCGUAACGCUGCAGUGUAACAAAGCUGCUGAAGCUAAAAAGAUUGCUGUGGAGAAAGCUUUAAGCUCCAAUAUAUUUGUGCCCACACGUGAGACUAACGAAUCACCGACAAUGAAUAAUUUUGCACAAAGCCUAUUCACAAUAACAACUGUUCAAGAAACCGCUCCAAGUUCUAGUGGCAUAUCGAUUGCUGAACGUUUAUCACAAAAAUUCAAGAACAUACAAAGCAACAAAGCCGCCACAAUAGCCAAUAUCGACAAGGUAAUGGAUAUACCAAAUACAAUUGCCGCUGAGGCGGUUGAGCGUGCAGCACCGGCACCAAGUAUCACUGAUGAGUCGUCUACUACGACAUCGAGCAAGGAAGUUGUUAGCUGCCCAACGCUAGAAAAUCAGUUUAACUCAGCAACUGAAACAGCGCUUUCGACGAACACUGUAGCUAUAGCACCGGCGCAUGAACAACAAUUGAACUCAACGAUCGAAACAGCACUUCCCACAGAUGAUGUAAGCAUAACACCAGAGAUUGAGCAACAGUUGAACUCAUCGACCGAAACGGCGCUUUCCACAAUGGACGUAAUCAAAACAGCGGCGAAUGAGACAUCAGAUCAAGUAAUAGCAGCUUCGACAAGUGAGCGUAUAGUCGAUUCACCCAUUGAAGACGACGAUGAUAACUGGGAGGAUAUUGAAAUCACAGAGUCAGCGCCAAGCACCACCUCAUCCACGAUUUCGGCAGCCUCAAGCACGAACAACAAGAGUGUUAAAACCAAAAAUAAGAAUGUGUUGCAUAAGCUAAAUCGACUGUACGCAACGAAUAACAAGCUGAAGAAGAGCUUAACAUUAACUAUUGGAAGUAGAAAGAGAGAAGAGAGGAGGGAUUCGAUAGCUAGCAAUCCAUUUAAUAAGGAAAAUGCAGUACGGACUGCUGUCAUAAAUGUCGAUAAGUCGAAUGAACCAGAGACAGUAGAGUUACCCACAAUUAAUGCUACUUCAACAGAUACCGUUGCGACUGCAGUAACAACGGAGACUACAGUUACAAUGCCAUGCAUAAUUUUGAGCACCAACACAGUAACACAGUCAACCGUAGCUCCAGCUACAACUACAAACGCGGUGUCGGAAAAGGAAGCAAUAACUGUGGCAACUGCUGCACCAAUACUCGGUUUUCGCCCUUUAAUUACAAAUUUGGACGACUUGUUGCCGGACUCACCAUGUAAUGAUCCCUUAGAACUGGUGCCUGAGUUGACACCCAUGGAAUCGCUACAAGACCUCUGCGAUGUCUCAUCUAUACUCAAUUCAGAUUAUAUGUCUGACAAUUGGUUGACAAAUACGACGACUUCAAAUUUGAAUAACGACAACAGUCAGCAGGCGAAUAUGCAAGAGGCUUUGGAUUUCGUUAAAGAGCAACAAAGUGUACAAUGUAGCGUGAAUACAACCAUGCCUUUGGCACCAUUAGCUUCAAUACAACGCAUACAAAAUAUCGGCUAUUCGAAGUCGGUCGAUGAUAACACAUACAAAUUUUAUUGCCUCUCUGACAAUUGUACGUUUCUUUAUUCGAGUGAAUUGAUUGGACUUGAGAGUCAUUUUCGUUGCGAGCAUGCGCAAGCCGCGUGGAAUGGCUACUGUCACAGCUGUAAAGCUAAAGUUGAAGCUACCGCAGAAAGUAUGCUACCUCUGUCUGCCGAACUCAGUCACAUGAGUUCGAAACACUUGAUUGUAGCUAGCGCUCCACCCAGCUUACCUAUUGUGGAUGAUUUACGGCAAACUUCUAAAUCUAAUUCACCAGCACUAGAUGAGGAUAGACCACGUAUUAAGAUUAGACGCUUAACCGGCGAUUGUCUUUCAACAACGCCAACUCCUACCACAACGCAAAGCUCGAAAACUGUUUCGACUUUUGAUGAAAACGCACAGCUUGUUGCAUUGACGCAAGCAGCAUCACGUUUGCAAUCAACGAUUACAACUUCAUUCUUAAAUCAAUUACCAACGACAGUGGACAAACAAUCCGUUGAGAACAGACAUUUUGAAAAUAUUGGCCUUCAAGCACAAGCAUGUCCACUUAAUAUCAUAAAACCUAGUACGACAACGCCGUGUCAAUUACAAAUAGCCAGUGUAGUUAGUUUGCAAGAUCAACAAUUUUCCAAUGCAGUCGCACCAACUGCGCCGCUACCAGUGAUCUCAAAUGUUUGCAGUUUAAAUUCACGUUCCGUUUCGUCGCCAGUCAAUAAUGUCGGUUCGCUUUGGGCUCAGCACAUAGUAGACGAACGUACCGAAUUAGAACGUGCGGCCGCCGAGUCUAUGGAAGUAUCACGUAUAUUAUCCAGUACUUAUUCGAAUACACCUACGCAGAGCAAUGCUAUCGCCACUUCAAUACGCACUAUUAACGACUCACCCGAACCGCAAGUGGUGGCUGAAACUGUGCCUGUCGCACAAGCCACUAGCGGUAAUUAUCUGAUAACCCAAACAGUUUCGGCGCAAUAUGUUGAAGGACGCGUUGGCUUUAACAUAUCGAUUGCAAACAAUCCUGCAGUGCGCUCCAUCCGUUCGGAUUCCGGUAGUAAUGGCAGCACAACGUCAGCAGUGGUCGCGCCGACACCACAAUUUAAAUGUAUGGCAAAUGCUUGUAAAUACCAGACGCGUCUACCUGUAGCCAUGGUCGAUCACAUACAUUUCCACGAUCGUCAAAACUUUAGUCCACAACGUGAAUAUCUGCGUUGCUCUCAAUGCACAUUUUUGGCCGAAGAUGUAGAUGGUUUCAUACAGCAUUCAGAGCAAAAGCAUGGCAUGUUUAUGCGUAGUGCUACGGAUAUAGGUAGUACGAUCACUAAUGGAAGUCCCCAAACCACAGUCGGUAACACGACCACAAACCAGGAUACCAAUAAGAGACAAGAACAAGAUAUGCCUCAGACAUUUACUCAAAAAACAUGGGAAACCGCCUUGAAGGAAAUCGUCGCAACAACUGGUGUGCCAGACUCUAAACUUUUCCGCUGCACCGUUGAGGAUUGCAAGACUAGAUUAAACGAAUCUACGUACUUUUCACAUGUCGUCUAUCAUUUAUCCACACUUGGACAGAAAAAUAUCAAUAACCGUACCUAUAAGUGCUCUCACUGUUAUUGUAGUUACAAUAAGCCACAAAAGAUCAAAGCGCAUAUAAAGACACACGGUGUGCAUAAGUACUUCUGUUACCUCUGCACCCAGACCGCCAUCAACGUCGAACAAAUGCACAAACAUUUCGAAGAGCGUCACUGGCGUUCCAAAAAAUUACGCUCCACCCCCUUACCGUAUAAACAAGAUGCCACCACAACAUACUAUGUGAUUUACACAACACUACUAAGUAAAUAUGAAAUACAACAAUUUCGUGAGAAAUUAAUUGCCGAAUGGCAGCGUAAAAAGUCCAGCGCACGCACACACUUCAAACCGAGUGAAAUCGGUUUAAUGCCGCUAACGCCAAUAUUCGGUAAAGACUUGAAUUGCGCCAUUUGCGCGUAUAAAACGAAGGUGCGUACGAAUUUGAUGCGUCACCUGCAAAUGCACACGGACGACAGUAAUGGCGGCGCACAGCCGGUGGCCAAUGUGGAUCCAGUCAAUCCGGUGCCAUGCUUGAAUUCCAGUGAGAAACAUUUCGAUAAAAUGACAAAUUUAGCCUCAUCCUCAUUGGUGGUGAGCAGCAGCGGUAGCACGUCGGCAAAUAGCACGAACGCCAGCGCAAAUGGCUGCGCUAAUGGUAAGGCGAAAUUUACGUACGACUAUGUGCCGGAUACGAAACGUUUUACUUGUGGCGUCAGUAAUUGUCAAUAUCUAACAAUAUCGGAUGAUAUUUUCCGUUCGCAUUUAAAUGCUUUGCACAGCGAUAUCACCGUUUACAAUUGUCCACACUGCAAGGAAGAGAACUGCAAACGUGGUCUGUCAGUUGAUCGCAUUUUGGGGCAUUUACGUUUUCAUGGCGCGAAAUUGUAUGUGUGCGACUCCUGUGGCUAUAUGCAUUAUAUGCGUACGGUGGUCGAACGACAUAUACGACAGCACGAUGUGCAUCCGCCGCUCUUCGUGAAGGUGAUCGAGUGCGAUCGUACCAAAGAGAAUACAGCUAAGAAAGUCGAUAACACACCAACUCCCACCGGGAUAGGCACCCCAACUGUCGCUCCAACCGAUACACAGCAGUCCAAAUGUAAACAAAAGUGGACGUGUAAUUUAUGUGGUCACAAAACAAUGACGCAACAACAAAUUAUAGCGCAUACAACAGCACAACAUUCGUGUAAAAAUCAAUAUCAAUGCAUGCAUUGCGCCUUCAAUGCAACACAACUAAUACAAAUCAUGUCGCAUAUCGAUGAGAAGCAUGCGGGUAAAAAGCGUGAAGCGCGUUAUGUCUAUGAAAAGUUGGGGGGCAAGGAGGAGGAGGAGGAGGAUAGUAAUAAUGUGAAUACGAUUGAUACACGCCCGCUCUGGCAACGGGACGAUCCAACACGUGUGCGACACAUACGCGGCAUACUCAUGGAGGAUGAGGAGGAGUCGGAACGUUAUCGGAAACGUUUACGUUUAGAUGAUAUUGACGAGAUAAUGGAAAACGAUGAUGGCGAUGAGAAUAUAAAUAUAAAUCAAUUUGGACUCGUGUGCUACUAUUGUUGUGCGCAAUGCGCCAGCCCCAAAGAACUGUUUGAGGAACAUUGGCAAGCAACGGUUUGCACGAAAUACGAUGCGAAAAAACCUUUACGCUUUCGUUUAGGCAUACAGCUAAAAUGCGCGCAUUGUCUUGCGUUUGUGGGCAAUAGUCAGCAAUUGAUGAAACAUAUGAAGGAGGUGCACAAGGCAACAAAAUAUGUAGCCGCCGAUCCACACGCCACAGGUGCCGGCCUAACGUGCGGCCAUUGUGGUUAUCAUAGUCACACAUUGCUGCAUUUGGCACAGCAUACGACACGUAUGCGUCAUAAACCCUUCGAUCUGAAAACCAUCACAAUUGCACAGUUAGAGAAACUUAAAGCGCUCGGUACGCCUUUAAGUUAUGUGCACUGUCUCAGUUGCAUGGAAUUGCUGGCCGAUCAAGCGGCCUACGAGGCACAUGUCUUGGCGCGCGCCAAUGUGUGCGAUAACAACAAAUCGCAAAAGCUCGUUAAUAAGCUGAUCUAUGCUUGUCCGUUUUGUGCGUACACAUCACAAAAUGAGAUUAUAGUAUUACGUCACAUGAUCGAACAUUAUAGCGGUUUCAAGCGUUGCUAUUUUUGCACACAACCACAAGCCACAUUCAACGGUUACAUGCAACACUGUUACUCGGAUCAUCGCGAGGAAAUCAAAAAUUUCUGCGUAAUCUUUACGAUUCAUGAAAUUAGUAAAUACUUGCAACAGUUAUUGGUCGUAUUCCCCAAUGGCUUAACUUUCAACUUGAACAAUCUACGUUUAGUACAAGGUCUGCGUGAUUACGGUAAUAAACAUAUAAAACAACUAUAUGAGGAAAUACAAAAGACGUCACAGCAACCGCCGAUACCGCGUCUAUCGCUCGGCCGUUUGGUAGCGAAAAAAUGCAGCGAGGCAAAAAUGUCUCCAACAGCAACAAAAGAAAGCGCAUCGGUCUCAACGGCGGCCGCUUUACAGCUAGCGGGCAAUAAUGUCAAGCAACUACAAACUGCAUUUAAAGCGCAAAAAAUCAUGAAACGACGCAGCACAAUUGCAUUGGGUAGAGAUGAGGCGGCAAUUACACACCUUGCAAUGAAUUCACCGACGGUUGAUGCUAGAACAGCGCGCCUAUUUAAUGUUAAAAAACGCAAAAUACAACAUAACCUCGAUUUGUUGCCACCACCCACAGCAACAAUUACAAUACCAACGGCUACCACUAACAGCGUACCGCGUGAUCCACUAAGUCUAAGUGAUAAUGAAACGGAACCACAACCAUUUAGCUACUAUGGUCAAACACCGGAGCCCAUAGAUUUCAGCAAAGUUUUCAUAAAAAUCGCUGCAGCCAAUACCGUUGAGACCAAAAUCAAUAUAUCCAAAUUCAAAUUGUUGUACAACAUAGCGCCGCGUGUACUGGUGACACCAACUGAUAUGACAAAGUACUGCAAGCCAAGUGUAGUGCAAGCAAAAUAUGUGAAACCAUGUCCGGCGAGUCACAAAAUCAGAUACACUUGAGUGGUUUAAGCACAUUACAUACAAUGUGUGUGUGGUGGUUAUUUGGUGUAUAAAGUUAAUUAUGAGAUUAAGCACAUAUUAAUGUGUCGUUGUGGUUUCGUGUUUAUUUUAAGCAACUAAAUUAUAUUACAAAAUUUAACUACACAUAAGCGCAGUGGCAGGCUACCGCUACUCAAUGCAUAAUGUAUAAGUAGCGUACAAAUGUGAAAUAAGUACUUUAAAAAAGUUGCUUAUUUAAGUAUUUUUUAUAUAAUUUAAAUUCCUAUUUUUUAUAGUAAAGCGUCAAGAAAAGACUUACAUACAUACAUACAUACAAUUUUGUAAAUACCGCUUAGGAACUGAUUAAUUAUAGUCCAACUUUAGAAAGAUAUGAAAGUAUUACAAUUAUAUUUAGGUCUAAGGUAACGUGAUUAUUAUCAAAUAACUUGAAUACAAAUAUACGUAUACUAAAAAUAAAAAUAUAUAAGUACUUAUGUAUAAAUCAAAAUGUACGUAUGUAGAUACAUGCAAUGAAAGUUCGUUGGAAAGUUUGUAACGCUUAGUUGGUAAACAUUGUUCUUGUUUUCUUAUAUUUCUAAUAAAAUACAAUUAUAUGUUUAAUUAAUUUCACUGUAAAAUGCAAAAUUAUACAUGAAUACAUAUGUACAUAAACAUUUAUUUAUACUUUACGUGCCAUUGCUGCUGAAUAAAACUGAAUUGAAAUGAAACGAAUGAAACAUUGGUUUAUAAAGGUUUGCAUGCCAUGUCCUAAUUCAAUAAAAGAAAUGCUAAUUUAAAAAGUGAAACUUUAUUGUAAUUACUUGUGUUACCUAUGUAUUUGCAAAAUCUGCGUUCUUUGGUACACCUCUCACUAUGAAAAUUAUUAGUAGCGUUUAUUAGCCGGUUAUAAUUUGUUGUACGUCUUGGUUAUGUAGAUUAAACCAUUGGCUCUAUUUAUCGUAAUAAUCGCAGCUCCGUUUGAGUCCUUGGACUUGGUCAAAUAACUUUUAUAAAUCUUUCGCAAAGGCGCGCUGUAGUCCGGAAUCAACUGUCAUAAAUAAUAAACUCAUUGAAAUAUCCUAAGCUUUCUUGAAAUUAUCUCGCUUUAAUCACAAUAAUUGAAUGCAGAUAUUCUUUACAUUUAAUUUAUUGUAAAAUGCACAUACAAAUAUUUUUUCGAAUUAAUUUUAUAUAAAAAUACAAUUUAAAUGAGUUAUCAUAAUUGGCAGCACAGCAAGUGGAUUUCAUUUUGCACUCAGCUGUCACAGUUGUUGGAGCAUCUAAUACAAGUUGUUGGCAACGCCAAACAGCUGUCACUUUAUUUCGCCGAUGUCAAUGGUGGUGGAGCAAAAGUGGAGAAAGAAUUAAAAGCGAGUGUGAUUCUUGUUAGCAGCCGAAAAAGUGGAGCGCUCAUAGUAGAAGUUGUUGCAGUUGUUUAAUUUUCAUAAUUUUUUCAUUUUAGUCGUGUUUAUUUGUACUUUGCUUUGAGUUUAAACAAUUUUAUAGUUGCUACUGCUGUGAAUU